AUGCACUCCCCAUCUAUAACGGCACAACCCUCACCAAUCGUGUCUGCAACCCAUCAUACAACUUCAAACAAUUCUGAAGGAUUUAGUUUACUCUCCCGCCAAAGUGAACUCCAUACAACACAACAUCAACCAACAUCAACACACACACCAAUAAUGAGAAUGACAACAACCACAUCAUUUCCAACCUCAAAUAGCAUGAUAUUUGGUUCAACAACGACGACGAGUAACUCAUCUAUCUUUUUACAAACUAGUUCAAAUGUACCAUACAACAACAAUCAACAACAGCAACAACCAAUGAUUACAUUCAAUAAUAGACAGGAUAUGAUGGCUAUAUCUUCAUCUCCUUUAUCCAAUCCUCCAACAAAUCCUUUCGCAUCACCUUCUUCCAAUAAUCAAUCUUCCUCCACAGCAUCUUCAUCCUCCAUACAACCUUUGACAAAUGUUCAACAAGUCAACCAAAACAUGUACAAUAAUGAUCAAACACCUUCAUUCAUAACAAGUACAGUUCCAAUGUCAACUGUCAUGCAACCAAGCAAUAAUACAACAUCGAGUUCAACAUCCUUAACCCCUGCAAAUAAUGAUCCUAACAAUACAAAUAGCUCACUAAGAUUCGUUACUGUUACAAAUGCUGCAGGACGAUAUGAAGGUGAGGUUAAUGUUAAAAACGAGCGUCAUGGUAAAGGAACAAUGUAUUUUGCUGGAGGAGGAUUUUAUAAAGGAUAUUGGGUGAAUGAUAAAAUGGAAGGAAAAGGUGAAUAUUCUUGGGGAGAUGGUAAUCAUUAUUUAGGCAUGUUCAGAGAUGGCAAACAAAAUGGUGUUGGUGUCUAUGAAUGGCCUUCUGGAGGAAAAUAUAUUGGUCAUUGGAAAGAUGACAAAAUGCAUGGAUUCGGUACAUACAAAAGAGAUGAUGGAAUUGUAUAUUUUGGUUUGUGGGAAGAUGACCAUCAGAGUGGAAUGGGACUUAAAGUUGUUCCAGCUCGUUUUUGUCAUGGAGAAUCACAGAAGAGUUUUGCAAGAAGAAAAUUUAGAGAAAUUUGGAAAGAUAAAACUUUAAUCUAUCAGAAAGAAAUAAUUGAAAUGCCAAACGUUUUAGCAUUACAGGAGAAAAAUCGUCUUACAGAUAUUUCAAUAGUCUGUCAAUCUGACGACGACCAAGAACCUUGCUAUCAGGAUCCAAUAGCCUUACAAAGAUUUUUAAGAUCAAGCAGUUCUAAUUUAACCUUAGAUUUUGCAAAGUAUUUUACUAUCUCUCAAAAUUCAGAUGAAGAAAGUGAACCAAACAGAAGGAAACACUAUCUUGAACAUGAUGAUCAAUCACCAUCUGAUUCCAAAUUAACUAAAUACACUCAUGAUAGGGAGUAAAACCCAUUGCGUUAAAACACGAGAUGGAUUGGAUUGUUGUUAGUUAUGAAUCAGGGCGGUGCAUCAUUUUUAAUAAAUUAAGAUAGUUUAUUUCUUUUU
Messenger RNA from Naegleria gruberi, 1461 nucleotides. Its product is annotated as morn repeat-containing protein. Lineage: Eukaryota; Heterolobosea; Eutetramitea; Acrasida; Naegleriidae. The coding region runs from base 1 to 1362 and encodes 453 amino acids. The record is from RefSeq and is a predicted model, not a curated record. The transcript is spliced from 2 exons.